GUGACCUGCUGUCGUUGUCGGCGGCUGGUCCUCCGGCGGUGGCGGCGGGGCUCCGAGGCUCCUCUUGCCGCCCGCGCUCCUCCUCGUUGGCGGGAUGGCGGCGGUUCGCGGCCUGCGGGCCAGAGUGGAGACCGAGGCCGGCGAUACGGGCUCGGUCUCGGACCCGGAGCCCGGGGAGCACGGCUCGGCCUCGGAGCCCGAGUCGGAGCGGGGGCGGGAGGAGGAGCCGAUGGAGGUGGAGGAGGGAGAGAUAGAGCCCGAGGCCGACAAGCUGGGCUCCAUCUCAGUGCGGCGCUCCCUGAAGGAUCUGCUCCCGGACACGAGCAGGCGUUACGAAAACAAGGCUGGAACGUUCAUCACCGGCAUUGACGUCACAUCAAAGGAAGCGGUGGAGAGGAAGGAACAGAGGGCGCGGAGGUUCCACUUCAGGGCGGAGGUGAACGUCACCCAGCGCAAGGUGGUGCUCGACAAGGAGGUCCUGAGGGAAGCAAUCCCCAAGGUACGCCUGGAAGCUCUCCACGUGAUUGGGGUCGAUGAGAUGAGCACUGAAGAGAUAUUUGCCUACUUUAAGGAAUACCCCCCAUCCAGCAUAGAGUGGAUUGACGACUCUUCUUGUAACGUGGUCUGGCUGGACGAUGUCACGGCUGCUCGCGCCAUGAUAAACCUCAGUGUGGGAGCAGACAGCAGCACCAGCGUUGAUAAACUGGCUGGUGGCGAGGGCAGACACAGCUCAAGAAAGCAAGACGGCUCUGAUGUACACGACUCGUCGGAAAAGACUGACGAGGAGGAGGAGGAGGGUGAGUUAGAGAAGGAGCCUGCAAACGCUGAGGAAGUAGUGUGCAAACUGCUGGCAAACAACGAGCUGGACACCCUGUCACAGGCUGAGCAGGCGUCAAUCCUUCGAAACGACCUGAGGCCAGCGAUCAGGACUCCGCAGGGGAACAAGCUGCAAGUGAGAUUUGCCACAAAAGAUGACCGAAAGGAAUUGGGAGCCGCAAGGCGGAGUCAGUAUUACAUGAAGUACGGGAAUCCUAAUUAUGGUGGAAUGAAGGGGAUUCUGUCGAACUCGUGGAAGCGGCGUUAUCACGCGAGGCGCAUCCAGAGGGACAUUCUGAAAAGGAAGAGCUUCCUGCCCGAUGAUGUGGGGCUGGCAUCGCAUUACAAGCACCACCAUACUGGUCUGGGGAACGUUCCUGAAGAACCCAUCCAGGAGGAGGAUGAAGAGGAUGAGGCAGAGCAGGACAUGGAGGCGGACGACCGGGUGGUGGUGGAAUACCGGAACGACAGCCGCAACAGUGGACACUGGAGUCCCCGGGGCUCAGACUCUGAUGAGAUGGACUAUGAUCUCGAGCUGAAGAUGAUCUCGAUGCCUUCGCCCAAGAAGAGUCUGAAGAUGACGAUGUACGCGGACGAGGUCGAGGCUCAGCUGAAGACCAUAAGGAAUUCCAUAAGGCCAGAGACCAACAUGACAAUUGUGUCCAGCAACGUGAAGAGCCGGAUUGGUUCCAGGCUUUCGGCGGAGAAGGUUUCGGACGUUCGGCUGUUGCUGCAAGAGAAACGGCAACUGGCAGAGAGACAGCUGCCCAGUGCAGGGAGCAGCUCAGUCACAGGUGUGAGGCAGAGGCUGGGCAAGCGGCCGCACUCGCCACAGACCGUCAGCAUCAGCCGGCGUGAGCCUCAGACAGAUGUCCACAGCAGGCUGGGCUUUUCCAAACAGGACAGCAGGAGUUUCCCACCAGACAAGGGCAAGAAAACGGGGGGUUUGUGGAGCCGUCUAGGGAAGGUACGCGGGAAAGGGGAGAAGUUGCCGGAGAAAGAGGCGGACAAGGACGCUCCUGCGGUGAAGGACAAGGAAGAGCCGGCAGCGGGAGAGGAGAAAGAAGAGGACGGCGACACAGCUCUGCAGCGAGCCUGGGGCGCCCUGAUCCGGGAGAAGGAACGCUCGCACAAGAAGAGUCGGCUGGACAACCUGCCCUCGCUCCAGAUUGAGAUCAGCCGGGAGAGCUCCACCUCAGACAGCGAAUCGUGACUUCCAGGCACCCCAGUCAAGAACUUUGCUCCUCCACCGAGACAGAGAUGGCAGCUCUGGGUACCCCAAUGGACAGCAGCCGGCCCUGGGCUGAAAUCUGGCGUGUUUAAUCCCCCAUCCCUGAGCCCCCCCACACCCCUCCGCCAUGUUACAUUUCAUUUUAUGACUGAAUUAAAGUUAACCUUGAAAGCCA
Messenger RNA from Hypanus sabinus (Atlantic stingray), 2222 nucleotides. RefSeq names its product nuclear cap binding subunit 3 (gene ncbp3). Gene Ontology annotation, molecular function: RNA 7-methylguanosine cap binding; mRNA binding. The record is from RefSeq and is a predicted model, not a curated record. NCBI's taxonomy places the organism in Eukaryota, Metazoa, Chordata, Chondrichthyes, Myliobatiformes, Dasyatidae. The coding region runs from base 95 to 2029 and encodes 644 amino acids. Gene Ontology annotation, cellular component: cytosol; nucleus. The transcript has 13 exons.